AUGGCCGAUAACAACAGCGCCGAUACUGGACUCACAGAUGUUCACCGUUCCAAUCACGUCCAUUCCGAAACUCCUGUACAACUCAUAGAUAUCCCAGGUAUGGAUACCCCAGGUAUGGAACAAGAGCUCACCCAGGUUUCACGUCAAGAGCUUGCAUUACCCUCUCGUAUGUCCACAACACCACACAACCACAGUUUUCAACCACUCGCACCACCUACUGGAGUCAUGUCCACACCUCCUAUACCUCACGAGAACAACGUCACGGCCCCGCAGCGAGGACCGAAGAAGCCUGUCACUACGCUCGUUUCCAUGCUACCCAAGACCACCUACAAUGAAACAGACGAGGCAGAGGAUACCUUAGGUCUUCAUGCAUCCGAUACACUCACUGUCCGACAAGCUUACUACUGGACGGAAAAUAUAGCGGAAGACAAGCAUCCACAAGCCAAGGAUGCACUACGUCUAUGCUACUACAUGCGUUCUCAGGGCUUCGACACUUAUGCAAAAUUCCAGAAAAGCAGAAUGAGCCUAUAUAUAGCCAGUCAGCCUACUGAGGUUACGAGUCCCAAGUCCGAUCGGCUAUAUUGGUGCCAGGAUCAUUUGACCAACGAGGUCGCUCACGAACUACGUACCGUACCUGUAUCCUCUGGAGCUCGGGGAGGAAGACGCAACGCUUUCUCAUCGGACCUCACUCAACAAAUCCAGAGGCUCCAAGCUACCGUGGAUGCAGUUAUUGCGGCAGGCACUGAUAUUGCUCGAGCGCAAUCCAGAAAUACUCUUGCUGCUGCCGCCGGCCAAGAUGAACAUGGAGAAGACACAGGGGAUAACGCCGGUACUGUGUCGGAAGGUAACGCAGGACGAGAGAACGAAAACGGCCAGCCGACCAUGGGCUCUCUUGCAGCACGCAUCGCUGUUGCAAGAGCAGAUUUGCAGACUCUGCUUUUCUCCGAUUCUCCUGACACAGACGCCAUUGACGCUGCUAUCGCACGUGUAGCAGAGCUAAACAGCCAGGAGAACUAG
Messenger RNA from Alternaria alternata, 1017 nucleotides. RefSeq lists its product as hypothetical. The record is from RefSeq and is a predicted model, not a curated record. Lineage: Eukaryota; Fungi; Ascomycota; Dothideomycetes; Pleosporales; Pleosporaceae. The transcript is spliced from 3 exons. The coding region runs from base 1 to 1017 and encodes 338 amino acids.